Messenger RNA from Eupeodes corollae, 2967 nucleotides. RefSeq lists its product as uncharacterized. NCBI's taxonomy places the organism in Eukaryota, Metazoa, Arthropoda, Insecta, Diptera, Syrphidae. The transcript is spliced from 2 exons. Bases 528 to 2855 code for a protein of 775 amino acids. The record is from RefSeq and is a predicted model, not a curated record.
UGGGACAACUAGCGGAGCACAGUGGCGAAUCCAAUGCCAAACAUCUGUGACAGUCUGUGGAAAGACGGAUCAGAAAACAAAAAACGAACAACGACGUUUUAUGACGCUGUGGCAGACGCUGAACCCGUGCAGCCACUUUAUUACGGGGAUAAUUUUAUUUUUUUAUUUUUAUUUUAUUAAAUGUUUGUUGUUGUUUCGAGAUAUGAAUGAAAAAUAAUAAAAACAUAAACAAAAAACGGAAAAAGGAAAAAAUAACUAUAAACUAUGUCUACGCGUAAAAUGGGAAAAUAGCUGCCGAUGUAUCUUUCUUUCUUUCUUGUUUUUUGUUUUUGUAUAUUUUGUGUGCUUUUUUAUAAAACAAGAUACUUUCAUAGCUCACGAUUUAGUUAGCAAAAGAAAGUCUUAAGACCUUGUGUGAUAUUAGUUUGGUUUGGGAUUUGGAAGAAAGUUCAUCUUUGUGGCGAGAUAUUAUUUUGGAUUACUUACGUACAUAUCUACCACUAGAUUAAUUUAAAUUUUCAACGAAAAUGCUUUUGGCAUUUUUAUUUACAAUACUUGCUGUUACAAAAACAUCAUUUUGUACGGAAGCAGAGCAAAAUGUCAAAUCAGGAAUACAAAGUUCCAUGCCAACGAAUUCCUCGAUGCCUCCAAUUCUCGAUGCAACUGCCUCGAAACUUAUACGAUAUCGCAGUAAGCCACCUCCAAAUUUCUAUCGACACAAGAGUCAACCUCAAAAGCGUUCAAGACCUAGAAUAGUAGUUAAUAAGUCACCACCUAAAAUGAAAAACAAUCGACCCAUUUUCACACAACAUCAUUUCGAACAAAGUCUCCAACCGAGUACCUAUUACAAAUUCAAGCCUGAAGUUCAUACAAGUACUUUGGCCUACAAACCUUCGUAUAGUUAUGAUGAAAUUCAUUACGAGAUCAGCUCGGAAUACCCAAAGAAGGAGUCCAACUACGAAACACAAGCCAUGGACUUGGAUUUCUAUGGAGAAUCAUAUCCCAAGAAGAAGGUCAUAUCACAAUAUGAAUACACGAAACCGCAGAAAGGUUUUUCAAAGCCUCAAAAAUUCCCACCUCAAUAUGAAUUCUCAAAGCCCCAGAAGACCUAUUCCAUUCAGCGACCACAGAAUUUGUAUGGAGCUCCUGAGGAAUCGUAUGAUUUCAAUUUUCCUUCCAAGCCGGAGGUGCACUAUGAAAUAUCCUAUCAUGAGGAAUCACCAGCGGCACCGGUUGCGGCGGUGGAACAAGUUUAUGAACCAGCUCCACAACCAAAACAGAAGUUCGAGGAUUUUCCUCCUUAUGGAGCUCCGCCAAAGAAAAUCCACCAAUCAGAGCAGGUUUCUUAUCAACUACCAGACAACAAGUACGAAGCACCAAGCAUUCCAUAUCACUCCCAAGAGGUUCCAUCUAAGGAAGUCCACUUUGAAUCUUACGAUAAAAAGUUGUCCAAUAGUGGCUACAAUUACAACAAUGACUUUGGUGAACCACCAACCGACAUCCACAUCAUCCACUCUCCAUCUUAUGAUAUAGAGACUUUACCCAAAAAGCAUGCCCCUCCGCCAAAGAACACAUAUCCGAAACCCCACGAAACCUACGGACCACCUCCAAGUGACAGCUAUGGUCCUCCAAGUAACGCCUAUGGCCCUCCUCCGGAGUAUAACAAAAAAUCUCCAUCUAUCGAUUCGUAUCACCAUUCAAAUAGCGGACAGUUUGCAGAACCUCCAGAAUCAUACCUUCCCCCACCUCAUCUGCCAGAGGAUUUACCUCUAAAUAAAAACCACAUGCCACCUGGUUACGAUUAUCCCAAAAGCAGCUAUGAGGUUCCACUCUACGACCCAAUUCCCUUCGAAUCAACUACUGAAGAACAUGAGGACUACUUUCCACCGAAUAAUUACCAUGACGAAGGACGACAUGAGCAUGUUUCUGAGUCCAGCACCCACACUCAACGGAUUCCAAAAACUCCAGCCGUAAGCACGGCAUCAACUUCACAAGAACACGAACAAGUUCAGCAGGCAAACACUAAAGUCCAUCGAUACACAACUAGCAAACAUCGCUAUAAGAAACCGGCUCGAUAUCAAACUACCCCCAAGGCUCCUAUUUCCACAGAACAAACCGGGGUGCCAGCAGAGGCUCCAUCUUCUGAGUUUAUAGAGGAAGUCAUAUCAACUACGACCAGUACAUUAAGACCACGUCGCAAGAGGAAACGCACCAAGGCUCCUCUGAUAGCUGAAAAACACAAUCUCGACGUCCCAGAACUAAAAGAAGCCUUCGAAACUGGACGAGAUAAAGAACAAUCCGAUGAACUAACCGCACAUGCUUCGACCAUAAAAGAAAACAUCGAACCUCACCGCCAUCAGGGAACGAGUAAAAUUCAGAAAAUUACAGAUUUCUCCCCCUCACAUUCAUGGAAUCCAAUGAGAAUACGAACAAGACCAUCAUCGACAGCUAUAACAACAUCGCAAAGAGGUCAACGAACAGCUUCGACAAAUGAUUUGAAAGAUCUUAGAAAUAUCGAAGUAAUUUCGAUACAAAAAUCACAUUCUCAUAGUUAUUAUGCGGGUACUGAGGCACCUUCGACGAGAACAAGGACGACACCAGCGCCAGCGCCAGCACCAGCACCAACGCCAAUGCCAACGAAACGAACUCGAAAAAUGACUUCUCGAGCAGAUGCUAUUAAAAUGGCAACUGUUUCGACGACAAAGAAAACGACAACACCAAUUAAGGCUGAAAAUGCCUUCAAACCAACUCGAGGAUUGAUUAUUGAUACAACUUAUUUUAAGGUGAAAGAUAAUUCAGAUGAGGAUUUUUACGAUGGCACGGGAAAGUUGCCUAAGAAUCAUAAACUAUUUUAAGUUAUUGGUGUUCUAGAAACAAAGUUUUGUAAGUUAAGAGAUAGGAAUAAGUUGAUAUAAAGUUAUUUAUUUUUUUAAGAUCUAAGGGUGCUCAAAGAGUGAAAUACAUUAA